UUUUUUUAUUCUGUUUCCGAAGGUUUUGGGAGGCCCUCUUCAAUCAAGCAGUUUUAUGUGGAUGUUGACAAGGAAGAGUGGAAGCUAGAGACACUAUGUGACAUAUUUGAGCUGACCCUUAAAGCUAAAUCCAUCACUCAUUGUAUCGUCUUUGUGAAUACCAUGGACAAAGUGGACUGGCUCAUGGACGAGUUGCGAAGCAGAGAUCAUAAAGUGUUUGUCAUCCUCAAGUUUUUUUCCCAGGACAUUAGGGAUAUAGUUACGCGCGAGUUUUUUUCCCAGUCUAGCUCUCCUCAAGUUCUCAUUACCACCGACCCCCAGCUUUGUGGUGCAGAUGUGCAUAAAGCGUCUCUGAUCGUAAACUAUGAUCUCCCAACUGUGCCUGAAAACUAUCUUCACCGUAUAGGCCGGAGUGAGAAAUUUGCUAUAAACUUCAUGACAGAGGAUGAGACUAGUAUGAUCAUAGAUAUUCAGAAAUUCUACAAUAUGGUUAUAGAGGAGCUGCCAUGCAAUUUUGAAGAUUUGCUCUGA
This is a messenger RNA of Medicago truncatula (barrel medic), 531 nucleotides long. Its product is annotated as eukaryotic initiation factor 4A-6. NCBI's taxonomy places the organism in Eukaryota, Viridiplantae, Streptophyta, Magnoliopsida, Fabales, Fabaceae. The annotation marks the transcript as partial. The transcript has a single exon. The record is from RefSeq and is a predicted model, not a curated record.